Caretta caretta (loggerhead turtle) is the source of this 939-nucleotide messenger RNA. Its product is annotated as olfactory receptor 52N4-like. Gene Ontology annotation, biological process: G protein-coupled receptor signaling pathway. Gene Ontology annotation, molecular function: olfactory receptor activity; G protein-coupled receptor activity. NCBI's taxonomy places the organism in Eukaryota, Metazoa, Chordata, Testudines, Cheloniidae. Gene Ontology annotation, cellular component: plasma membrane. The record is from RefSeq and is a predicted model, not a curated record.
AUGGCAGCUUUCAACCUCACCCUGUCUGACCCUUCAAUAUUCAACCUAACAGGAAUCCCUGGCUUGGAAGCUACCCACUUCUGGAUUUCUAUCUCUUUCUCUAUGUUCUACAUUAUCAGCCUGUUGGGAAAUGUCACAGUUCUAUCUGUUGUAGGCAAGGAGCAGAGCCUGCACAAGCCUAUUUACCUGCUGCUCUGCAUGUUGGCGCUCACAGACAUUGGCAUCUCUACCUCUGUUAUACAGAAGUCACUGUGUAUAUUUUUGUUCAAUUUGAAAGGAAUUACUGUGGAUGGCUGUCUCACCCAGAUGUUCUUCCUUUAUGCAGUUUCUGUUAUGAAGUCAGCUGUCCUUGUGAUAAUGGCCUUCGAUUGCUACAUUGCCAUCUGUAACCCUCUGAGAUACACCACCAUCCUCACCAACACACGAAUAGCUAAGCUAGGGCUAGUGGGUUUGAUAAGAGCUGUUCUCUUCAUUCUGCCCCUGCCCCUGCUUCUGAAGAGGCAGCCUUUCUGCACCAGCUGCAUUAUCCCCCACACAUACUGUGACCACAUAGCUGUGGCGAAGAUAUCUUGUGGGGACAUCACAGUCAACAGGACGUAUGGUUUGGUGAUAACAUUUGUAGUCAUCGGGUUAGACCUGAUGCUCAUUGCCCUGUCCUGCAGUUUGGUCAUCAGGGCUGUUCUCAGAAUCUCCUCCAAGAAAGCCCAUCAGAAAGCUCUCAACACCUGCACAGCCCACAUCUGUGUGAUACUGACGUCUUAUGCUUCCUGCCUCUUCUCUAACCUGACACACCGAUUCAGUCAGGGCAUCGCUUCCAACGUGCACAUCAUCUUGGCCAACCUCUAUUUCCUCAUCCCCCCCAUGCUCAACCCUAUUAUUUAUGGGGUCAAAACAAAAGAGCUUCGUGACAAAGUGGGCAAAUACAUCUGCAGAGUAUGA